CUGCUACAGCAAAGAAGGAUCAAGGAAAUGCCCAUCCUUCAAGCUGCAAAAGAGAAUAAUGUGGAGCUUCUGAGAGAGAUCUUAUCGUCAGACAAAUGUGACCCCUUCCAGAGAGGUGCUUUAGGAGAAACGGCCCUGCACAUGGCAGCUCUGUAUGACAACCUGGAAGCGGCAGAAAUUCUCCUAACCGAGGCUCCUUACCUGCUCAACCUGCCCAUGACCUCUGAGAUCUACCAAGGGCAGACGGCUCUUCACAUCGCCACUGUCAACCAAAACAUGAAUUUCGUCAAGAUACUCAUACAAAGAGGAGCUGAUGUCUCUUCUCCAAGAGCCACCGGCAGUUUCUUCACUCAAAAACCGAAAGGCCUCUUCUACUUUGGGGAACAUAUUUUAAGCUUUGCUGCUUGUGUUGGAAACACAGAAAUUGUCAAGUUGCUUGUAGAGAACGGAGCGAAUCUACAUGCUCAGGACUGCUGGGGAAACACUGCCCUUCAUGUUCUGACUCUCCAGCCCAAGUCUAUGUCCUGCCAGAUGUAUGACCUCCUUCUCUUUCUAGACUCUAAAACAAGAGGCUCUCGUUUGGACCAAGUCAUUAAUAAUCAGGGUCUGACUGCGCUCAAGAUGGCUGCAGUUGAAGGAAAUGCUGUCAUGUUCCAGCACAUCCUCAACAAGGGAGUCCGAACAGUACAGUCAAUGGGUCCAAUAACUUACACCUUGUACGAUCUGACUGAGAUUGACUCCUGGGGGACUACAUGUUCUGUUCUCCAUCUUAUUGUCACCUCUACUAAGCCUGAGGCACACCGGAUUCUGGACAUCUCUCCGGUGAAGGAGCUUAUUGAUGAGAAGUGGCAGCGGUAUGGACGGCCAUAUUUCUGGCUUCUGGCCAUAAUUUAUGUCCUAUAUAUGACUUGUGUUUCUCUGUGCUGUGCUAAUCGUCCUCUCAAGCCUCUACAAAACUAUUCAUUAGAUCCCCGGGAUAUUACCAUUUUUGAACAAAUGAGCCUUCAGGAAUCUUACAACACACCAAUGGAUGAGCUAAGAUUAGUCGGUGAAAUUAUCUCAGUCAUUGGGGCGCUGGUGAUGUUACUACUAGAGAUCCCUGUGUUACUGAAACCACGACGUAUCUCCUUACUCCAGGACAAAGUUACAGGGGGACUAUUUCAUUUAAUUCUAGUUUUCUUCUGCUGCUCAGUACUUCUUACGCUGGCCCUGAGACUCACAAACUGUGAAGGAGAAGUCAUCCCAAUGUCCCUGGCUUUGGCAUUUGGCUGGUGCUAUACUAUGUAUUUUGCUCGCGGAUUUCAGAUGCUUGGACCUUUCACUGUCAUGAUCCACAAGAUUAUAUUUGGAGAUCUCCUGAGGUUUAUCUGGCUUAUGAUGGUUGUCAUUGUAGGAUUCGGCACAGCUUUCUAUAUAAUAUUCCAGACCGAAGACUCAAAGCAGAUGGGAAUAUUUAGCAGUUAUGCCAUGUCUCUUUUAAGCACCUAUCAGCUUUUCGUCAAUGUCAUCAACUCCCCGGCCAACUACAGUGUCGACCUCCCACUUAUUUUUAGCAUUGUCUAUUUCUUCUUCUCUUUAAUUUCCAACCUAUUAAUGCUGAAUAUAUUAAUUGCUACAAUGGCAGACACGCACUGGAGGGUGGCACAGGAGAGAGACGAACUCUGGAGGACUCAGCUGGCAGCAACCACAGUAAUGCUAGAAAGUAAGCUACCUCAGUGCUUCUGGCCUCGCCUUGGCAUAUGUGGAUCUGAAUAUGGACUUGGAAACCGGUGGUAUUUAUGUAUUAAGAAUGAAAACCAAGAAGAAGAAGGUGUAAUGACCACAUCUCUACAGAACUGUACAACCCAGACUGCUGAGAGCACACGGAAGAAUUCCACGGUUUCAUCCAACAGUUGUAGCACAGGAAAUAUAAACACCAUAUCCAAGAAAAAAUCCAGCCAUGGGUGGGAGAUCCUCCGCAUGGCAACAAUUGAGCAGCUACAGGGCAAUGCAGAGCAGGAGGUGUAUUUUAUUUAG
Molecule: messenger RNA, 2016 nt
Organism: Bufo bufo (common toad)
Lineage: Eukaryota; Metazoa; Chordata; Amphibia; Anura; Bufonidae
Product: transient receptor potential cation channel subfamily V member 6-like
Exons: 15
Coding region: 28-2016 (662 amino acids)
Biological process (GO): calcium ion import across plasma membrane
Cellular component (GO): membrane
Molecular function (GO): calcium channel activity; protein binding
Source: RefSeq, a predicted model, not a curated record